Molecule: messenger RNA, 3082 nt
Organism: Stereum hirsutum FP-91666 SS1
Lineage: Eukaryota; Fungi; Basidiomycota; Agaricomycetes; Russulales; Stereaceae
Exons: 12
Coding region: 52-3015 (987 amino acids)
Molecular function (GO): protein binding
Source: RefSeq, a predicted model, not a curated record
AAUCCACCAUUGUACUACCAGUGCAUCGAUUUCACUUCGAGAACAGUAGCCAUGAGUGCAGUAGAUUUUAAAGAAAGAGGAAAUGCACACUUCAAGGCCGGUCGCUUUGUUCAAGCGGCGGGAGAAUAUGCAAAGGCAGAGAAACUUUCGCCCAAGGAUCCCGUGUAUAGCUCCAACCUGAGUGCUGCCCUCUACGAAGCUGGCGAUUAUACCGCAUGUUUCCUCGCCAUAAUCCGAUCCUCGAAACUGCUUCUUGCUGAGACCGAUAGAAAUAAUAGCUUGAUAGAUCGCGUGUCUACCCGGUUGGCGAAGACUCUCCGCUAUGGAAUUCGUUCUGGGCGACUAUCGUACCGCUUUGUCACUUCCGACAGCGCAAAGGGCAUUAUCGCGGAGUUGAAGAGGAUACAGGAAACCUCUGAGAAUGCAGACUUGAAGAAGGCUUGGGAGGAGUGGGAACACUGGGUGGAGAAUACUAUGGACAAAGUUGCGGAAGAGUCGGCCUCUGCACGAGAAAGACUGGUUCGGUUGCCCUCCUUCAAAGCAUCCGCUGACCCGGCACUUGAAUAUUUUUCGAUCUCGCAUGACGACGUAAUGGCUCUUAGUCACGAUCUUGGGCCGCGAAAGGAGAGCGAGUCACCACUUAAAGUCGAGUCUUUCUCGGCAGAGCGCCUCUCGAAGAUAGCAUUUCUCUUCGGGGGUGUGGCCGAUGCACGACACGUCUUCGGGUCCAUGGUGGGACUUCACCAAACUUACAAGCAACUAUCACAGGCAAAACAGUCGAAAUUCCGAGCCCACUUUACUCUACUCGAUAUACAGCCGACAGCUCUCGCUCGAGACCUAUGCAUCUUGCUUCUCCUGGACGACCUUAUGACAGGCGAUCAUGAUGCAGAAGAAACGGCAGAAAUUCGAGCGACACUUUUCUAUGUCUACGUUGCGCCCAUUAUGCCUUCCUAUUGCGAUCAGCGAUUUCAGAAGACGGCUCGUCGAUUGCGUGAUGUCUUAUCUUCCCCUCAGCCAAUCCUCCCCAGUUGGCUCUACGUUAGCCCCGAGUCCAUGCCAGGAAUUGUGCGUUCCUUGGACUAUUGGCUCGCUCAUGCGGGCGAGAAGACUUUGAAAGGCAUGCUCGCGCAUCAUCACCCAGAAAAACAAGACGAGGAAACGGCUCAGGCGCUGGCAAACAUAGACGACAGUUCGCCCUACAAGAUAUUCGCAUGUACUCACGAAGAGAGGAAGGUGAGGGUCGGAAGGGCCAGUGUAGAGCAAGUAGUCGAAUGGAUGGCUUUGAUGUCUGGCGGCAAGCAACCUCCGAUUCCUCCGGGCGCAACCCAGCGAGCUUUGUUUCUGGCGAAGGCGAAGGAGUGGUUGUUGAAGACUCUGCAGGAGCGGGACGCCGAAGUGAAGCAGCAGAAGGACGGAAAGAUCUCUGCUGUCCUUCGGCAGGAGAAAGAGUUCUACGAGACUGCGAGAGCGUUUGCUCCGCCGUCCGUUCUCAUGAAGAGGCAUGACGCGAUUGCAAGCCUAUGGGGGGAGAUCCGAAGACGUUCCCGCUCAAAAGCUCAGGAUUAUGUGCCAAAAGAUUCUCUCGUGACCGAGGUCGUCAAAGAAGUCAGCGACUCCUGGAGACCGAACCUGUCUCUUUUUGACGUCUCUCUCGACUCCGACGCAGGCGACGGAUAUCCUGUCUUCGACUUUGACGCUUUUUUCAUGGUACAGCAGCUGGAAGACUUCAACGUUCGCAUGAAGCUGCAAGGUGUGGGCCGAAAUAGCGAAAGAGAGGAUAGUCCGAGUUACUCUGUUGUUGGAUUAUUCUUCGACGCUGUCAUGGAGAGUAUCAAUGGCUUCAAAGACCGCGUUCAGCUUGAGAUUAUAUGCGGCGAAUUGGGGCACGAACUCUCAAAAAUGCAAAGGCUCACCAAUUCAUCUCGACUCUCGCAUUUCCCCUCGACAUUCACGAGGAUGUGGCUGAGUAACGUUCCGGAUUACACCCAUGGUCCACUCAAUACGGCUGUAUACGUUGUACCGAGUGUUCAAUCUGAACCAGGAUGUUUUGUCGCCGCGAAUUGUCUGCGUAACACUGGGGCCUGGAGGGAUGGAGAUGAAUUCUGCUACACGUAUACUCUCCUCUUACCACAGGACCUCUCUCGCCAUCUUGGAUGUCGAGUCAUCCAGAUGUCGCCUGGAUUCGAGAACAUCAUCCUCUCGUCAAAUAAACUUCCUCUGUCGCUGAAGGAGCUCGCUACUAAGGGCGAACUCUUCGCUUGGCUUACCCGCAUUCUUCUCGCCAUCCUCGUCCCUCCCAAGCCGCACAGUAGCCAAGCAGUUUCCUAUCCCAGCAACCUCGUAGCUUUCGUCGACAUCGUCAUCCAUCUUCACUCCGUAGGAUUUCCGACUCAUUGGCUGUCGGAGUAUAUUCAGAAAAUCUUGACGGACACGCUGAUGACCGAGACACCGCUUUAUCGCGGUACCUUCCCUAUCCCACCCUCUGAAUUUACGAAGCGAACACGAGCACGAAAGGUUCACCUCAAGUCUUGGCACCUUGAUUUCGAGAGCAUCAUCGCGACCUCGUACGCUGCCUUCCCGUUCCCAUUAUCGUUACCAGCCGGCUUCGCAAUCUCGCAUGCCGACAUUGGUCUGUUCGAAACUACGAUCCGUCUUGACGAGUUCAACAAGAAGACAUCCGUACUGCCAGAUAUACAACACGCCCCAAACUUACCUGUCGUCUCCCUUAUAUUUUAUAAGCUAGGUCAAUACCCUCCUUCAGCCACGGCUCUCCCAUUCAAGAUCGGCGAUAUCCUAGAUGGCGAGAGGGUGGCGGCACCCGGUGACCUGUAUAUCUUGACAUGUGUGGAGAGGUAUAGCGUUAAGGACGGCAUCAUACGAUGGCGGAUGAACAAGAGAACGGUACAGGAGAUGAAGAAGGAUAAGUGGGUGAUGAUCUCGUACCGGUGUGACCAUGAUGAACUCCUCUCACCACCCAAUCUCGCAAAACAUUGGAGGGAAGUUCAAGUAGAGUAAAUUCAAGUGCCAUUACUGUAUGUGACGUUUGACGGAAAGGUGUCAUACACCGAUAAGUUGUAUAAAG